This is a messenger RNA of Fukomys damarensis (Damara mole-rat), 1790 nucleotides long. RefSeq names its product zinc finger protein 394 (gene Znf394). The transcript has 3 exons. The record is from RefSeq and is a predicted model, not a curated record. Gene Ontology annotation, biological process: regulation of transcription by RNA polymerase II. Gene Ontology annotation, molecular function: DNA-binding transcription factor activity, RNA polymerase II-specific; RNA polymerase II cis-regulatory region sequence-specific DNA binding. The coding region runs from base 232 to 1782 and encodes 516 amino acids. NCBI's taxonomy places the organism in Eukaryota, Metazoa, Chordata, Mammalia, Rodentia, Bathyergidae.
GGUUGUUUGAGUUCUGUGGAGUUGGCAGGUUCCACCCGGGAUACUUGCUGAAGGGCGAGAGCCUCGGGGGCGGCGGCUCCGGGGCUGGUGUGUGGGCCGUUGUCCGUGCUCGCUUGCCGCGGGGUCUGCCCUUCGGUUCCACGUCAGCUCCUCUCACCCGAAGUCGACACUUGAAGGGAGUCGGCAGAUGCCGGAAAGAGUCGUGUGGGAGCCUGACCGCCCAAAGCGCAGAUGGCUGCCAGCUCCGGGGCCUCCGAGCCACUCCUGCCGGAGGAAAUUGUGGUGGUGAAAGUGGAGGAAGACUCCCGCGGGGGUCUGGAGUCCGACGCGCCCGGGGCCUGCGCGGAUUCCGAAAGCUCUCGCCUGCAGUUCAGGCGGCUGCGCUACCACGAGGUGGCUGGGCCGGCGGAGGCGCUGAGCCGGCUCAGGGAGCUCUGUCGGCGGUGGCUGAGGCCCGAGCUGCACUCCAAGGAGCAGAUCCUGGAGCUGGUGGUGCUGGAACAGUUCCUGAGCAUCCUGCCUGAGGAGCUGCAGGCUUGGGUGCGGGGACACUGCCCGGAAAGCGGGGAGGAGGCCUCGCCGGCCCGGGACUCGCCCCAGGGGUUGGUGACCUUAGAGGCUGUGUCUGUAACCUGGGAAGAGUGGGAGCGUCUGGAUGCAGCUCAAAGGGACUUCCACAGGGAGAGUUCACAGAAGAAUUACCGGAACAUGGUCCCGCCUAGUUUGGAAACAAGAGCUGAGAACAAGGAGUUGAUUCCAAAGCAAAAAAUUUUAGAAGCAAAGCCCCAGCCAUGGCUACAAGAAGUAUCCCAAGGAAAGGGGCCCCUGUUUUCUGAGUGUGACAAUACUCAUGAGCACAGAGUAGAAAAGCAGCCAACAAACUUCAUGUCACUGAAACUCAAAAGUUCUCCUGAAGAGCAAGGACUCAGCAGAAUUUCAAAUCUCAGUGUGAAUGGUUCCACGGAAAGAGUCUCUAAAAAUAAUGAAUUUGGGAACAGGGCCAGAAGUUCCAGCUUUAUCUUUGGUCAGCACAACCAGAGUGUGUCUAGGCCCAUUGAUGGUAAAGAACAUGGGAACAAACAUAAACAAAGUUUAGAUAAGGUGAAAUGUCACAUAGUAAAACCUCACAACUCUGUUGACUUUGGAGACAGUGUCCCUUGCUCUGGCCUUUUUGAGACCCAGAGGCAGUUCUGUGAAGAAAAACCUUAUAAAUGUGAUAACUGUGAGAAGAGUUUCAAACAGCGCUCAGAUCUCUUUAAACAUCACAGGGUCCACACUGGUGAGAAACCCUAUGAAUGCCAAGAUUGUGGGAAAAGCUUCAGUCAGAGUGCUGCCCUCAUUAAACACCAGAGGACCCACACAGGUGAGAAGCCAUAUGCAUGCCUGCAGUGCGGGGAAUGCUUCAGACAGAGCUCCCAUCUAAAUCGGCAUCAGAGAACCCAUGCUGGAGAGAAAUACUGUAAAUGUGGGGAGACCUCACAUUCCAGCCUCUUUAAGCGUCAGAGACUCCAUAAUGGGGAGCGACGCUAUAAAUGUGAGGAGUGUGAGAAGAGCUUCAAACAGAGCUCGGACCUCUUUAAGCAUCAGAGAAUCCACACUGGGGAAAAGCCUUAUGGAUGUUCUUUCUGUGGGAAAAGCUUCAGUCAGAGUGCAACCCUCAUUAAACACCGGAGAACUCACACUGGAGAAAAACCUUAUAAAUGUCUGGAAUGUGGGAGAUGCUUUAGACAGAGCACACACCUUAUCCGUCACCAAAGAAUCCAUCGAAAUAAAGGCCCGUGAUUUUGAUA